This is a messenger RNA of Benincasa hispida (wax gourd), 1465 nucleotides long. Its product is annotated as lipid phosphate phosphatase epsilon 1, chloroplastic-like. The record is from RefSeq and is a predicted model, not a curated record. Gene Ontology annotation, molecular function: dolichyldiphosphatase activity. Lineage: Eukaryota; Viridiplantae; Streptophyta; Magnoliopsida; Cucurbitales; Cucurbitaceae. Gene Ontology annotation, biological process: protein N-linked glycosylation; lipid biosynthetic process. Gene Ontology annotation, cellular component: endoplasmic reticulum membrane; intracellular membrane-bounded organelle.
GUAAGUGCACAAAAGCCGCCGAGUGGCUAUUAACAAUUUGUUUCUUUGAAGUGCUUAUUGAGAAAAUAUGAAGCCAGCCACAGUCCACACGAUGAGACAUCGUCCGAGAGGCUGUGACGGCACAAGAUGCUUCCUCUCAGCCUCUUUAACCAAAAAACUCCCCUUUAUGGAACCACCCAGAAACUUGAUUUCAACCCUUUUCUUAUUCUUCUUCCCUUAUAAUGCCUUCAACAACCUCUCGUAUGUUGACCCAAAUGCCGCUUUCAAUCGCCGCCAAUUUUCACCCUUCUUUCAAAACUAUCUCCAACAGGAUUUCUAAGCUUCAAUCCCUUAAACCCACAUCGUCUCUUCAAUUCCCUUCCUCAAAUCUUGUUUGCCUUCGUGGGUUUGUCUCAAAGGAAGCUUUAUUUCGGAAAAGCGGCUGGGGCAUGGCUGAAUUGACUGGGCCCUCUUCUGUUAAGUGUGGAAAUGGAGAUGAGGGUUUCAGAAGCUUAGAGACAGAGUCGUUUUUUGAUGGGUCUUCUGAAUUUCAUUCUGAGAUUGCGGCUGGUGGGCUGGAGGCUAUACUCAAUAAGUUGAGCAAGUGGCUUGUAGCUGCCCUUUUUGCUGCUAUAAUUCUUUUGAGGCAUGAUGCCGAAGCCUUGUGGACUGCCAUGGGGUCUGUUAUUAAUGCUGUGCUUUCUAUGGUACUAAAAAGGAUACUAAACCAAGAGCGGCCUAUUGCCACAUUGAGAUCUGAUCCUGGAAUGCCUUCUUCUCAUGCACAGUCUAUAUUCUUCGCUGUUGUAUUUGUCGCCUUGUCAGCGGUGGAAUGGCUAGGUGUUAAUGCAACAUCAUUGUUUAUCUGUGGACUUUCCUUCAUAUUUGGUUCAUAUUUUUCAUGGCUACGAGUCUCACAGAAGCUCCAUACUAUCAGCCAAGUUUUGGUAGGUUCUGUAUUGGGUGGUUUCUUCGCUAUUUCAUGGUAUUUGGUCUGGAAGGCUGUGGUUAGUGAAGCUUUUUCAGCAAAUUUAUGGGUUCAAGUUGUUGUGGCCUUGGGAGCUUCUGGAUUCUGUAUAGGCUUCGUUAUAUAUGUCUUCAACAAUUGGUUCAAAGAUGAAAAAUAGUUGUUGUCACAUUACAGUAUUCUACAUGUUUCAAUUGGAUGGGAUCCUUGGUCUCCUUUCUCGAGGCAAACAAGUGCUCGACUAAUUGAAUACAACUGCUGAUUUCACCUUUUGAUGAGGUGAGAUGAGAAUUGUGUCCAUGUGAAAGAUAGUUAGGGUGUAGAUUUUUCUUUUUUGUUUUUAGAAUGGAAAACUGAUUGAAUCAUUCAAUGGCUUAUAGGAGGCGUAAAGGGCAUUUGUGCAUUUAUGAAAAAUCUUUGAAGAGUACAAAUCUCUAUAAAGUUUCAAACUGUAAGAUCAUUUUACGUAUAAUGCUUAAAUAGUAUCCACCUUCAAGUUCGAAUUUUAGGCAAUGUUAA